AAACAUUAAAAUCAAGAGCAGACCAAAAGACGAUUUGGCUAUUAAAACAAGCGCACAAUGUUCACGAUAAAUAUAUACAAUAAAUCGAAACGUAUAGAAGACAAACAAAGUUCUGAAUAUAAGAAUAUGAGAGAAAAUUGAAGCGGGAAUUCAGCAGCGACGGCUUUUGCGUUAUAAGAUCACAGAUCACUAUUUCAUUCGUUAACUUGACCAGCUCAAGCAAACGUUUACAACGAAUUCUUCCGACCAAAAAAUUAUUCAUAUUUUCUUUUUUCGUUUUUUUUUUAUUUAUUUUUAACACUUUUUUUUGUUAUUUGUUCUACUUUACUUUGUUUGCAUUUUUCAUAUCGAAAGCAAUCAGAAUCGGUCUACCAUAAGAGUGAAACGAUUUAAUAAAAACAUCAACGAAAUAAAAAACAAUUUUUUCUAAAACGAAAGUCGUAAAGUUUUUAAGUCUCAAUUCAAGUCCACAUAGGAUCGUGGAUGAUUAGGAAAGAAAUCCUCAAUUCAGUUGAAAUAUAAUUUUUGUUUUAUUGUAGUGUUUCUUCAGUUGAAAUUUGUUUUGUUAUUCAGUGUCAUCAAAGUCUAUCCAAUGAUAUCGAAUAAACAAACGCACAAAUUGGCAAAUCGACAGUAAAUGCAAAGAGGAAUCGCACGCCAACCAAAGAUUUAAACAAUAUUUAAAUCGCAAAAACGUUGUAUAAAGAGAUCACAUUGUUCAUCGAUUGUGAGGAGAAUUAAAUUGAUUUGGAAAAUGGCAACUGUUUCACACCAACCGAACUCACAAUAUUAUCAACCUCAUAACCCACAACAGAACGAUGUACUUGGACCACGAAAAACGGUAAUAAUACUAGCAACUGUUGUUUGUUGCAUUGCAGUAUUAUGGACACAAAUGUUCUAUCCAAUGAUGUUUGGCAAUUCGAAUGUGCCCAUCAAAAACAAUUACAAAGAUAUAAAAGCCGGAUGUUGUGGAGUUGUGCUAGAUCAUGAAAAGUAUGCAAAUGUCACUCAACCAGCUGGUCAAUCUGGAUAUCGACAAAAAAAUUGGAAAUUAAAUUUGAUGACAGACGAAAUAAGCUUACGUCAGGAGCGGCCGCCCCAUCUGAGAGGUGAUCACAUUCAUCCAGCAAUGAUAGAACGUGGUCGUGCCAUACCAAACACGCAAACAGUUCCUAUUGUAAAUGGACGGCCACUUCGUGCAACUGAUAACAUUCAAUACAUCGAUGGUCGCCCAGGGCCAGUGCCAGGAUUACGACCUCCAAUGGGCGCAGGAUCAGUGCAUCAAGCAAAUCAAAAAGGAAACAGCAUGGGUCUAUUGAUGCCAAUGUACACCUUUGGAAUUGUUGCAUUUGCCGUUUACACCAUAAUGAAGUUAGUGAUGAGAAAAUCGGAAAAUUUGAAUCCAUAUCCAGCACCAAAGAAUGAUGAAACGUUCAGAAACGAAGUUUUCCGUCGCGAUAAUAACAAAAUACCAAAUUUAGAUUGGAAACAACACGAUACAAGCUCGCAUGAAAAUGGUGUUCUUAACAAUUUAUUGAGUCAUUUGAGUGGAAAUAAUCAACAAUCGGAACCGAGUCGAACUUACUACGAUGAAGCAUCAACAACGGCUAAACUUGAAUAUCAAUUACGCGAAACCGAACAAUUACUGGAAAUUAGUUUGUUAAAACGGAAAUUACGUGAGACUGAACGUGCCAUGGAACAAAUUAUAGCCGAUAUUCAUGGAAAAGCAGCCAAAUGCGAUAGCGACGAAAACAUAACAACUAGUAAAAAUGAUGCAACAAUGGAUGUGACAACGACACAGGACGCAACGGAUGAAACCAAAGACAAACAUGUUGAUUCGGAAAAAUCAAAUGGCCAAUUGACUAAUUCGGAAAAUAAUACAAAUGGUAAUAACUCAACUGAAACCACAGCAAAACGGUGCCGCGAUUCAAGUGCCGAAAGAAAACUCAAGGUACUAGGUUUAGAAAUGACCGCUAGUUGUGAGAAUGGUAAAAAAUGGACUCGGCCACCAACACCAAAUUUAAUUUCAUCCCACAGCCAUCAUAGUUCCAGUGAAUCUGAACCAGAGCCUGAACCACAAUCUAUCUACUUAGAGGGUGCUCUGCCACACGAAUCACAAAUUCUUGUCUCCGAUUCGAAAACAACUCCCGAAGGGGUUUACAAUGAAGAUGUCAAUGGAAAUUCAGAUGAACCAGCAGUUAUCUUGAGCAGCAAAAUGACUUUAUCACUUAUAAACCUUGAUCCCGUAAACAAUGAAAAUGGUGGAAAUGCAUCAAAUGGCGCUAGCGAUCAUGAAAUUGAAGAUAUUGAAUAUGAAGAGGAAGAGGACGACGAUGAGAUUGAGGAGGAAGAAGAGGAAGAAGACGAUGAAAGCAGUGAUGAUGAACGAGAAAUCGAAAAUAUUCACGGUGUGACCAAAUAAAUGCAACAUCAACAUUGACAUGCGCUCACCAUAUAAUAUGAUUUCUUCUCGUAGUUCACAACGGGUAGAAUUGAGUCUCAUUCAUUCAUUUUUUCGUGAAUCGAAAUAUCGAUCUUGAGCACUGUGAAUUGUAGCAAUUUUGACUGAAUAUUAUUCAUCAAACCACGUAUGAAUUUAUAUAUCUAGAGUAUAUAUAUAUUAGAGUAAUCCAUUUUACUCAAAUGAUUACAAACAAAAAACAACAACACACCAUUUGAAAAUAGAAUUUUUUUAAUGUUGCCCAAUUUAACUCACGUGAUUAUAUAUACAAAUGAACAUCCAUUUGCUUCUAAUGCAAUCAUUUGUUUUCCGUUUUAUUGUAGUUUUUUUUUUAAUUAUUCUUUUGAAUUCGAACAAACUGAUUUGCUUUGGUAGAUGCAGAUUGUUGUGAACACGGACAGGUGCGUAGUAAAUUUAUUUGAUCAAUGUUAAAUAAAAUGAUAGUUUUACUGUCGCUUAUAUUUCAUCGAGCUUUUGGACAUUUUGUCUACAAAUAAAACAGGAACGGUAAUAUAACCAAGUAUCAAAGUAAGCUACGUACCAGUGCGCGUGUGUCUUUGUUUGAUUUUAUUGAUAAUUUUUUUGUUUUAUUUAUGUCUGUCGAUAAAUUGUUUUAAAGUUGCGCGAUGAUAUGUUUCGAAAAUGCUGGACAAUUGAAUAUAGCGUAGAUUUUUAAAUAGCACGUUUGAUGGGUUAUUCGAAUUAUUUUUUAUUUAUUUAUUUAUUUAUUCUUAAAGUAAAAUAUUUCCUUGAAUAAUGUGUCCCAUUUGAAAUGUAUGACUGAUUUAAGUUCUUCUUUGAAGCACGGUUUAAAUCUCUAGUCAAUGUUAAUUAUAUUACGGAGGUUAUAUAUUUCAAAUGCCAUAAUCAUCAAAUAGUAAUGAAAACGAGAAAUAACUUAGUUGAUAAUGGCAGCAGCAAUUUUAUAAAAAAAAAAGAUUUAAAAAAAUGUAAAAAAAAUUAUGAACAAAAUAUGUAUUUAAGAACUUUAAAACAGGUUUCGAACGUAGUUUUGAACUGAAUAUUGAAUUAAAAGAAAUGAAAUGAA
Molecule: messenger RNA, 3509 nt
Organism: Contarinia nasturtii (swede midge)
Lineage: Eukaryota; Metazoa; Arthropoda; Insecta; Diptera; Cecidomyiidae
Gene: RIC-3
Product: nucleomorphin
Exons: 13
Coding region: 755-2422 (555 amino acids)
Biological process (GO): protein localization to cell surface; synaptic transmission, cholinergic
Cellular component (GO): neuronal cell body; neuron projection; intracellular membrane-bounded organelle
Source: RefSeq, a predicted model, not a curated record